Molecule: messenger RNA, 1149 nt
Organism: Plectropomus leopardus (leopard coralgrouper)
Lineage: Eukaryota; Metazoa; Chordata; Actinopteri; Perciformes; Serranidae
Gene: rxfp3.3a2
Product: relaxin family peptide receptor 3.3a2
Biological process (GO): immune response; cell chemotaxis; positive regulation of cytosolic calcium ion concentration
Cellular component (GO): external side of plasma membrane; membrane
Molecular function (GO): C-C chemokine binding; C-C chemokine receptor activity
Source: RefSeq, a predicted model, not a curated record
AUGGAUGAGAUAUUUAACCACAGCGGAGGAGCGCUGAACCGAAGCUCACCUGCUGAUGAGAAUCUCCGUUUCGAAGACAUCGAUGUGAGCGCGGACGGCACCUUCAUCCUGAGGAUCCUCAUCUCCGUGGUGUACUCUGUUGUUUGCGCGGUGGGUUUGGUGGGCAAUCUGCUCGUGUUUUUCCUCACGAGGUUACGGCAGGGUCGAAAGAGGUCCAGCAUCAAUUUCUUCAUUAUCAACUUGGCGGUGACGGACUUCCAGUUCGUGCUCACUCUGCCCUUUUGGGCUGUGGACACCGCGCUGGACUUCAGCUGGCCCUUUGGAGACUCCAUGUGCAAAAUCAUCCUCUCGGUCACCGUGAUGAACAUGUACGCCAGUGUGUUUUUUCUCACCGCCAUGAGCGUAACUCGCUACCUAGCUGUCGCGUCUGCCCUGAAGAAAAAGGCGCACAGGAGGUCCCGGUGCGUAAAGUGGGUGUGCGCGGUGCUGUGGGUGGCGGCGACAGUGGCCACAGCGCCUACAGCUAUCUUCUCCACCGUGACUGUGGUCGCUGGAGAGAAACUCUGCCUCUUGAAGUUUCCCGAGGGGCAUGAUUGGCUCGCUCUCUAUCACAUCCAGAAAAUAUUAAUAGCCUUCAUCAUCCCGAUGCUCAUAGUCUCUGUGAACUACCUGAUGCUCCUGCGCUUCGUCAGACGGAGGAGCAUGGGCACCAACAACCCUAAACGGAGAUCUAGAGUCACCAAAUCUGUCGCCAUAGUGGUUUUGUCCUUCUUCUUCUGCUGGAUGCCAAAUCAUGCCAUCACCUUCUGGGGCGUUUUGGUCAAAUUCAACGCCGUGAACUGGGAUGAUUCAUAUUACAUGGUGCACACUUAUGUGUUCCCGGUCACCGUGUGCCUGGCGCACACAAACAGCUGCUUGAACCCGGUGCUCUACUGCCUGAUGAGGCCGGAGAUCAGAAAGAUGCUCAACAGUUUGUUUUGGAGAGCCUCCCCUCCAUCCUCGAAAAAGACCUGCGUGACGCGCUCUUUUACGCACGGAGAAACGCACGGAGUCGUGCCUCUCCAGAUUGUUGACAAUGGAGAGUACACGCUGUCCAUCAUAGACCGUAAAGGCUCACCAAGCUCCAGAAUGAUCCCGUACACAGAGUAA